AUGUCUAACUACAGCAAAGAAUUGGAAGUGGCUCAAUUAGCCGUUCAAAGAGCAGCUAUUUUGACCAAAAAGGUCUUUCAUGAAAAAUCCAAAGGAACAUUAUCCAAGGACGACAAAUCACCCGUCACAAUUGGUGAUUUCGGUGCUCAAGCUUUGAUCAUACAAGCUAUCAAGAAGAACUUCCCUAAUGAUGAAGUUGUAGGAGAAGAAGAAGCUGGUGAUUUGAGAGACAACUCCAAAUUGAGAGAUCAAAUUUGGGCAUUGGUUGAAGCUUCUAAACUUUCGGAUCCAGAGGCCGAGAAGAUUUUAGGUGGUCCAAUUGAGAGUGUGGAUGCUAUGCUUGAUGCUAUCGAUGCGGGAAAUAGUGCCGGUGGAGCCAAGGGAAGAAUUUGGGCUUUAGAUCCUAUUGAUGGAACCAAGGGAUUCUUGAGAGGUGGUCAAUAUGCUGUUUGUUUAGCAUUGAUGGUUGAUGGAGAUGUCAAAGUCGGAGUUCUUGGAUGUCCUAAUCUCCCAGUUGAUGAUUCGGCCCCAUUAUCAGCUGAUGCUGGUAAGGAUGCAUCAGAUGAUGAAGGAAAGGGAGUUCUUUUCUCAGCCGUGUUAGGACAAGGUGCUACGAGUCGACCAUUGGGUACUGGAGCAUUAGAAAAGGGACAAUCUAUUCAGAUGAAGCCAGUUACAGAUUUAACUCAAGCUACAUUCUGUGAAAGUGUUGAAGCAGGUCACUCUUCUCAUGGGGAUCAACAUGCCAUCGCUACCAAAUUGGGCGUUAGUAAAGCUAGCGUACGAAUGGACUCCCAAGCCAAAUAUGGAUCGAUUGCUCGAGGUGCUGGAGACAUUUAUCUCAGACUUCCUGUUAGCGCGACUUACCAAGAGAAGAUUUGGGAUCAUGCUGCUGGAGAUCUUAUUGUGAGAGAGGCAGGAGGACAAGUUACGGAUUCUGUUGGACGCAGAUUAGAUUUCAGCAAGGGUAGGACAUUGGCUGAAAAUAAGGGUGUCGUUGCAGCUCCUGCAGCCAUCCAUAGCCAUGUUUUGGAGGUUGUCAAGGAAGUUUUGGGAGCUAAGAAGUAA
Sclerotinia borealis F-4128 is the source of this 1068-nucleotide messenger RNA. NCBI's taxonomy places the organism in Eukaryota, Fungi, Ascomycota, Leotiomycetes, Helotiales, Sclerotiniaceae. The record is from the annotation of a GenBank genome assembly.